UUCUUUUCAGUUAUCACUCCAGCUUUCUGAGUCGACUCCCGUUCUCUCCCCGUCCCUUGGUCUGCCGCCGUCCUCCUUCCUCUCUCCCUCUCCAUAGCCGAGCAGUCUACGUGUACCGUCACCGGAAAACGGGGGGUAUCGCCGGGAAAUCAACCCAACUCAGUUUUGGUUGUUUGAAACCCGAACCCGACACACUCUUCGUUGGUUGCCCCCUGUUAGAAACCUGCCGGAACCUGUCGGAACCCUAACACCCCCUUCCCGUUCUCUAACUUCUGCUGAACACGCACGGCUACAGCACUCAACUGCUUGCCACGACCAACUCCAGUGGGCGCCCACUGCGUUCUGGCGAGUUAAACCCUGCUAUAUUUUCGGAUUAUCGUGAGAUUCAAGGGGGAAGUGGAAGUGAGUUUGUGGAAUAGGUGAUUAGGUUUUACGACUUGAAGGCUGGCUGUGAAGAAUGGGUCUCCAAGGCUGAGCCUGGCAAGACGGGGUUCCUAGCUCCUUACCUUUAUUGAGAUACAAAAAAAAAUUUCCGCGCUGUAAAUUCAUGGGGCUGAGUGCUUUAGAUUGGGGUGUCAUUGUUUUUGGAGAUUUGAGUGCCAAGGAUCAUGCCAAAUCUGAAUUUUCCUGAUUUAAAUUCCGGAUGCUCAUUUAAAUGAAUGGGGAUGCUAGCGGCUGAGUUAUGAUGAGGGAGGAUGUAUUGGAGUUAUUUUCAUGAGGGAGAAAGUGAUUUAUUUCCAUUAAAGGAGCUGGUUAUGUUGAGUGUGUAAAUUUGCUCGUACAAGAAUCCAGACAUAUCACACUUUGCAAGAUAGUUGAUAAUUUUCUUCUAAAAGACAGCGACCAACUUGAUGGAGGACUGGGAGGAAGAGCAAAUUCCACCUGUCCUGGCAAAGGAGCAACCUAACUACAAAUGGGAUGAUGAAGAUGUGGAUGACAAUGAUGUGAAGGAAUCAUGGGAAGAUGAAGAUGAAUCUACAUCGGCAUCUGAAGUAAAACCUCCAGCUGAAAAGGCCCCAAAGAAACCCACGGUAAAAGCUACUGAAAAGAAGGGGAAAAUGGUUGAAGUAGUAAACGAAGAGCCACUAGAUCCUGUGGCUGAGAAACUUCGCCAACAAAGGCUGGUGGAAGAAGCAGAUUAUAGCUCCACUAAGGAACUGUUCAGUAAGAGAGGUGAUGAGAAGACCCUUGAUAAUUUUAUUCCCAAAUCAGAAAGUGACUUCUUGGAAUAUGCGGAGCUUAUUUCACAUAAGCUGCGCUCACAUGAGAAAAGUUUCCAUUAUAUUGGUUUACUCAAGGCUGUAAUGAGACUAUCAAUGACUGCUUUGAAAGCAGCAGAUGCAAAAGAAGUCUCAUCUUCUGUUUCAGCAAUUGCAAAUGAAAAGCUAAAAGCAGAGAAGGAAGCGAAUGCUGGAAAAAAGAAAUCAGGCUUGAAGAAAAAGCAGAUCAAUGUUGACAAGCCAGACGAUGAGUUGGCUCUUAAUACGUAUGAAGCUCUCGAUGACUAUGAUUUCAUGUGAGUAUCGCAGUUAGUUCCAUCCAAAGAAUUGGGUUUCAGCAUAUGGAACAGUGUAGUAGGGAUAAGAUCCUCCGGCAUUUCCCUCCCCAGAGAUUAACGAGUGCUAUUGCUGUAUCUUGUUUAAUAAGAGAAUGUUUCAGAUUGCCAUUUAUUUGUCAUGGUAAAUUUUGUUAGUUUUGGAUACCAGUUCUACAUUUGUCUGCAUACAAAUGUUGUGCUUUGCAUGAGUCGUUCAAAGAUACACUGUCUUAAAUAAAGUUUCUAUUUAUUGAGAUUUUCUUUGAAA
Messenger RNA from Juglans regia (Persian walnut), 1805 nucleotides. RefSeq names its product eukaryotic translation initiation factor 3 subunit J-like. The record is from RefSeq and is a predicted model, not a curated record. Gene Ontology annotation, cellular component: cytoplasm; eukaryotic translation initiation factor 3 complex. Gene Ontology annotation, molecular function: translation initiation factor activity. NCBI's taxonomy places the organism in Eukaryota, Viridiplantae, Streptophyta, Magnoliopsida, Fagales, Juglandaceae. The coding region runs from base 852 to 1520 and encodes 222 amino acids. The transcript has 8 exons.